AUGCUCGCGUCUCCUAGAUCGCUUGCCCUGUCGGUUCGAUGCCGUUCCUCGGCUAUCAAAAGGCUACAGUGCGGUGCUUGUCGUCGCCAAAUAUGCUCCUCUCGUCCUCUUGGAGCGACGAGACGAACUGCAGACUUCAAUUCCGGCUUUACCGGUGUCUAUGACCCGUCGGUAGAAUCUGGGCGCGGGCCAAUGUUCAACAAGUCCAACUUUGGUGUGCCCCAGUUCUAUCCCCGUGAUCUGAAGAAGCGUGUGGACGAGUAUGUUGUCGGUCAGGAUCGAGCAAAGAGGACGAUAUGCUCCACCAUCUUCAACCAUUACCAGAACCUGCGUCGAAGAUACCAGCACGAGCACGAAGAUCGCAACAUUCGAGAGAAGCUCCUGCGUCAGCGGUUUGCUCGAGAUCGAGAAAUCCAUCAUCGACGGCGCGAGUCCACUUCAGUCGAAGAUGAACUCGUCGGCCAUCACGAGUCGAUGCGGCCGCUUUUUGAUAUGAACGAGCCCGAAGACGAUCCGCUUGACCAUUUGUAUACCCCGGAGGAUGUGUCGAAGCCAGACCACGUAAAGAUCGAUAAGAGCAACCUGUUGUUGAUCGGCCCAACCGGGGUAGGGAAAACGUAUAUUCUCGAGACGUUGAGCAAGAAAAUUCAAGUUCCCUUCACCAUUUGCGAUUGCAACUCGCUUACACAAGCGGGAUAUAUUGGGCAAGACGUCGAGACAUGUAUCGAACGUCUUUUGAUCGAGGCCAACUACGACGUCAAAGCGACGGAAUAUGGCAUUGUGGUUUUGGACGAGUUUGACAAGUUGGCCCGCCGAGACUCCCCGACCGGUCGAGACGUUGGCGGCGAAGGUGUCCAACAAGCGUUGCUCAAACUCAUCGAAGGGGUCAACGUCACCAUCCAUGUCAAGGACAACCGGUCAUCUCGAAGCGCGCCCUCGAUGACGACGACGUAUAACUCCCCGAGCACCCCAUCUUCGACAACGCCCGCCGCGCCGCCCAGCGGUGGAAAGGUGGAUCAAUACACGAUAGAUACAACGAACAUCCUCUUCAUCUUCUGUGGCGCGUUUGUUGGCCUCGAAAAGGCAAUUGUGCAACGUGUUGCACAGCCGUCCAUGGGUUUCGGCAGAGAAGUAAGGGGCCGGUCGAUGCUAUCCGGGGAUAAGAGCAUUCUUCCUCCCGAUGCAUACGCUCACCUUGCCCACUACGACUCCGCGUCGUCGUUGUCCUUCACCCCGAUGGAUUUGGCAACGCCAGCAGACCUCCAGAAGUUCGGGUUCAUCCCCGAGCUUAUCGGACGCAUGCACAACAUUUGCGCACUAAGUCCUCUUUCCAAAGCGGAUCUAUUGCGCAUCUUGACCGAACCGCGGAAUAGCCUCGUCGCUCAGUACACGGCAUUGUUCGAAACAUACCCUUCCCGACUCUUCUUCACAGAGAAGGCUCUCUACGCCCUAGCGGAACGAGCGGCGGCGUCUGGAACAGGAGCAAGAGGACUGAAGAUGGAAAUGGAGCGAGUCCUUGCCGGACCCAUGUUUGACGCCCCAACACCGUACGUUCUCAUCACAGAAGGCUGCGUCAAUGGUACGGAGAAGGCGGCGUACUGGGGCAAGGAUGGGCGUUUUGAAUUGGACAGACAAUUGGAGGAAGAGGAAGUCGGCUGCUUGACACCGCACAUGACGUUUGAACGGCUGAGGGAGGCGGGACAAAGCGGCGGUUGA
Molecule: messenger RNA, 1716 nt
Organism: Drechmeria coniospora
Lineage: Eukaryota; Fungi; Ascomycota; Sordariomycetes; Hypocreales; Ophiocordycipitaceae
Product: putative MCX1 protein
Exons: 3
Coding region: 1-1716 (571 amino acids)
Biological process (GO): proteolysis; protein catabolic process
Cellular component (GO): mitochondrial matrix
Molecular function (GO): ATP binding; ATP hydrolysis activity
Source: RefSeq, a predicted model, not a curated record